AUGAGGGUGAGAUAUGAGUCCUCCUUCAUUACAGAGUCUCAGAAGCCUAGCGUCUUCCCCGAGACACGGAAACAUGCUUCUUCUGGCUCAUCGGAGCCCCCAAAGGUGGCCUCAGACAUUUGGAAGCCUGUCCUCUCUAUUGAUGCCGAGCCUAGGAAGUCCAUACUGUUUCCUGAGCCCACCAAAACAGUCCUUCCUGCUUCUCCUGAGCCACGGAAACGUGCAUUUUUCCCAGAGUCCCGGAAGCAUGUACUUUUCCCUGAGCUUCCCAAAUCUGCUAUGUUCUCCGAUGCUCAGAAGGCUGCUGAGCUUAGUGAUGAGCUACAGCUGGAAGCUGUAGAUGAUGCAAAAUGUGGUAGUCUGGUCCAGGAAGGGCUUUUGGCUACGCCUAAGAAACUGUUAGAGGAUGCUUUAUUUCCUGCUUCCAAGAAGCUCAAGAAAGACAGCCAAGAGAACUUGGAUGCUGAGCUCAGUAGCAGUGAGUACAUCAGAACAGAUUUAGACAACAUAGACAAAGGCCAGGAGUCAAGCAGCGACCAAGAGCAGGUGGAUGUAGAAUCUAUUGAUUUUGGCAAAGAGAACAAAAUGGAGAUGAGUAGUCCAGAGCAGUCCAAAAAUGUGCUUCAGUUCAGUGAAGAGAAGGAGGCAUUCAUUUCUGAGGAGGAGAUCGCAAAGUACAUGAAGCAUGGAAAAGGGAAAUAUUAUUGCAAAAUCUGCUGCUGUCGUGCCAUGAAGAAGGGUGCUGUUUUGCACCACUUGGUUAAUAAGCACAAUGUCCAUAGCCCGUACAAGUGCACAAUCUAUGGGAAAGCAUUUCUUUUGGAGUCACUCCUUAAAAAUCAUGUAGCAGCCCAUGGGCAAAGUUUACUUAAGUGCCCACGCUGUAAUUUUGAAUCAAAUUUCCCAAGAGGCUUUAAGAAACAUUUAACUCAUUGUCAAAGCCGGCACAAUGAAGAGGCAAACAAGAAGCUGAUGGAAGCUCUUGAGUCGCCAUUGGAAGAGCCACAGAUGUGAUUACAGACAAUACUUGCUUUGCAGUGUUUGCCAAACUUGUACUUGAUGAGUAGCCUGUGGACUGUGUAUGUGUGCUGUAUCCUGUCCGUCUGGAUAGUGUUACACAGAAUAAGCACUUGGUUACUGCUUUUUCCAUAGGAUCUCGUUGAUGUGGCUGGCUGUUUUAUAAGUCAAUACAUUUCUGUUACGUAUUCCAGAUGGAUAUAACUCGUUAUCCUUAAGCUUAUUUUAGUCAUAAGGAGUGGGAGAAGAUAGGCAGGUUCAUUUAGUAAACAAACAAGUUUAAACCUAACUAAAACCUUUCUUCCCCUUUCUUU
Molecule: messenger RNA, 1331 nt
Organism: Peromyscus maniculatus bairdii (prairie deer mouse)
Lineage: Eukaryota; Metazoa; Chordata; Mammalia; Rodentia; Cricetidae
Product: chromosome alignment-maintaining phosphoprotein 1-like
Biological process (GO): sister chromatid biorientation; protein localization to kinetochore; protein localization to microtubule
Cellular component (GO): spindle; nucleoplasm
Source: RefSeq, a predicted model, not a curated record